Molecule: messenger RNA, 6388 nt
Organism: Pseudoliparis swirei
Lineage: Eukaryota; Metazoa; Chordata; Actinopteri; Perciformes; Liparidae
Gene: ino80
Product: INO80 complex ATPase subunit
Exons: 37
Coding region: 223-4911 (1562 amino acids)
Biological process (GO): DNA repair; chromatin remodeling; DNA-templated transcription
Cellular component (GO): nucleus; Ino80 complex
Molecular function (GO): histone binding; ATP-dependent chromatin remodeler activity; ATP hydrolysis activity
Source: RefSeq, a predicted model, not a curated record
GCUGCCGACUCAAAGCUCACAGACUCGCUCGGCGCCUCAAACCGCCAUUUUGGAGUCAGAGAACCGAGAGUCGGCAGCAGCGGAGAGAGAGACGAAAAGGGGGACACGGGGCUGAGGGGAUUUUCACUGCUGUCUGAGCAUUAAUCUUGGAAUCAAGAACAAUGGCAUCCUUUACUGAGAAGUAAAAGUUUCUGCCCUGCCGGGCAGAAGUGUCUGUGGUGCAUGGCGUCCGGGCAGGGUGGCCGACUGGAGGCCGGGGCGUCGGGGAGCUCCGGCCUGGCCAAACCUCUCUACCUGCAGCGCUUGGAAAGAUCCCUGAGGUUGGACAGUUUCCUGCGCCAGACCGCCGCCAUCUUCAACGGAGACGUAACCAGUGAUGACAGCGAGGACAGCGACGGCGCUCUGGGGACCGGCCUCUCCCCGGACCCCUCGCUCGGCCAGCAUCCGGCUUUGACGGUGAAGAGCGAGUCAUGUGAGCAGGGGGACCGGUUGUCGGAGGGAAAGCCUCUCAACGGAGUUCUGCUGCAGGGUAAAGACCAGAAGGCGGAUAAAACAAACCUCUACAAUUUCUCCAAGCUGAAGAAGAACAGGAAGUGGCUGAAGAGCAUUCUGUUGAGCGACGACACCACGGACUCGGACACGGACUCCGACGACUCGGACUUCAGCUUGUCCCGGGAGGAGCUGCACGACAUGCUGCGGUUGCAUCGCUUCACCAGGCAGCAUCAGAGCAAGUUCCACUCUGACCGCGAGCUCCACCAAUAUCAGUACUACAGCACUGGACUCCUCUCUAGCCACGACCCCUUCUACGAGCAACAGCGCCACCUACUGGGCCCAAAGAAGAAGAAAAUCAAAGAUGAGAAGAAAUUCAAGGCCAAACUGAAAAAAGUGAAGAGAAAGAAGAAACGGGGCGAGGGAGACUUUCUGGACGACGGGCGUCCUUACAUCACCAAGAUCUUCGCAAAGUUCUCCCACGAUGCUCCGUUGCCCGCCGUGAAGAAGAAGCAUCUCACCGUCGAGCAGCUGAAUGCGCGGCGACGUAAGGUCUGGCUCACCAUCGCCAAGAAGGAGAUCCCCAAGACUUUCAAGCAGAAGACCUCUGCUAAGAACUUAGUCUUGACCAAUGCUAAAAAGUUGGCUCACCAGUGCAUGAGAGAGGUCCGCCGGGCAGCCAUCCAGGCCCAGAAGAACUGCAAGGAGACGCUGCCCCGCGCUCGCCGCCUCACCAAGGAGAUGAUGCUUUACUGGAAGAAAUACGACAAAGUGGAGAAGGAGCACAGGAAGAGGGCCGAGAAGGAGGCGCUGGAACAACGCAAACUGGACGAGGAGGUGAAAGAGGCCAAGCGUCAGCAGCGCAAACUGAACUUCCUCAUCACCCAGACGGAGCUGUAUGCUCAUUUCAUGGGCGACAAAGUCAGCAUGGGGGGCGCAGACGGGGAGACGACUCCGGAGGAGAUUCUGAGGAAGCUGGACGACUCCAUGGCGCACCGGCAGAUUGACAUUGGGGGCGGAGUCAUGGUCAACAUGGGACAGGAGGACGACGAUGGCGCUUACUACAAGGCCCGGGCCCUGAGGAACGCCAAGGAGGCCUUCCAGAUUCAACAAGAGAGAAUGCGGAUGUUCGCCGAGGAGGCCAAGGACAGCCGCUUCGCCUCGGUGCGCGCGGCCGGCCCGUCCUCGGGUCUCGGUUGUGGGUUCGGAGAGAGCUACAGCCUCGCCAACCCGUCCAUCCACGCGGGGGAAGAAAUCCCUCAGCCCGCCAUCUUCAACGGCAAACUCAAGUGUUACCAACUCAAGGGCAUGAACUGGCUGGCCAACCUCUAUGAACAGGGAAUCAAUGGGAUCCUGGCGGAUGAGAUGGGCCUGGGGAAGACGGUGCAGAGCAUCGCUCUGUUGGCACACUUAGCCGAGAAAGACAACAUCUGGGGCCCGUUCCUCAUCAUCUCUCCGGCGUCCACGCUCAACAACUGGCACCAGGAGUUCACCCGCUUCGUGCCCAAAUUCAAGGUGUUGCCGUACUGGGGGAACCCACACGAUCGCAAGGUGAUUCGGAAGUUCUGGAGCCAGAAAACCCUUUACACUCAAAAUGCGCCGUUCCACGUGGUGAUCACGAGCUACCAGCUGGUGGUCCAGGACGUCAAGUACUUCCAGAGGGUCAAGUGGCAGUACAUGGUCCUGGACGAGGCCCAGGCCCUGAAAAGCAGCACCAGUGUUCGGUGGAAAAUCCUUCUGCAGUUCCAGUGUCGAAACCGACUGCUGCUCACCGGGACGCCCAUCCAGAACACAAUGGCCGAGCUGUGGGCCCUGCUGCACUUCAUCAUGCCAACGUUGUUUGAUUCCCACGACGAGUUCAACGAGUGGUUCUCCAAGGACAUCGAGAGCCACGCGGAGAACAAGUCCGCCAUCGACGAGAACCAACUUUCCAGGCUGCACAUGAUCCUCAAGCCCUUCAUGCUGCGCAGGAUCAAGAAGGAUGUCGAGAACGAGCUCUCGGACAAGAUCGAGAUCCUGACCUACUGCCAGCUGACGUCCCGGCAGCGGCUGCUCUACCAGGCCCUGAGGAACAAGAUCACCAUCGAGGACCUGCUGCAGUCGUCCAUGGGCACGUCGCAACAGUCCCACACCACCACCUCCUCCCUCAUGAACCUGGUCAUGCAGUUCAGGAAGGUGUGUAACCACCCGGACCUGUUUGAGCGCCAGGAGACGCGCUCUCCUUUCCACAUGUCCCUGAAGCCCUACGCCAUGUCUAAGUUCCUCUUCCGUCACGGCCUCAUCCACGCGCACAACCAGGCCAGGAACAAGUUACUUCAGGUGCUGUUGUCUCCCUUCUCCCCAAAUCACAUCCAGCAGUCUCUUUUUCACCGAAAAGGUGAUGACGAAGGAAGCUGUUUCUCCUUCCUGCGCUUCAUCGACGUGUCACCGGCUGAGAUGUCCAAUCUCAUGCUGCAAGGUACCUUAGUAAGAUGGUUAGCUCUUUUUCUGUCCCUCAAAUCUGCGUACCGGCUCCACCAUCAGCGCCUCUUCGGCCCGGAGGACGCCGGAGUCUCGCGGGAGGAGGCGGGGAGGCUGCAGCCCCGGAGCGACUGUCUGUCUCGCAAGGCCCUCAUUCUGUGGCUGAACCGGCCCACCAACUUCCCAAACGCGCAAACCAGCCCUGUUGUCCAGGACCUGGUGUUCACCGCCUUACGACCCGGCAUGAUGGGGCACGCCGACGUGAGGAUCCACAGUCGGACCUCUUCCACCUCGACGCUGCGGCCCUGCCAGCCCACACUGCCCCCCAAGUUCCUGCUUGCCGCCACGCCCAGGGUGACCGCGGUUCCCAUCGAGCGCUAUUGUGACGAUCGCAGUGCGGAGUACGAGUGGCGGGUGACGCGCGGCGGCGGGGGCGCCGUCUUCAAGCAGUGUUUCCUCUACGGCUCCCCGGAACUCGCCUCGGACUGGCGGGCGAGGGCCACCGCUUUCCACCCACAAUGCCCUGGGGGGGUGAUGGCCCUCUACCCGCGGCACGGCUGGUCCUACAUCCGGAUACCUGACAAGGAGAGCCUGAUCACGGACAGCGGCAAACUCCACACCUUGGACAUCCUGUUGUGUCGGCUCAAGUCCCACGGACACCGAGUCCUCAUCUACUCCCAAAUGACCCGCAUGAUAGACCUACUGGAGGAGUACAUGGUGUAUCGAAAGCACACCUACAUGCGCCUCGACGGCUCCUCCAAGAUCUCCGAGCGCAGAGACAUGGUGGCGGACUUCCAGAGCCGGACGGACAUCUUCGUCUUCCUGCUGAGUACGAGGGCCGGCGGGCUCGGCAUCAACCUGACCGCUGCUGACACCGUCAUCUUCUACGACAGCGACUGGAACCCCACGGUGGACCAGCAGGCCAUGGACCGGGCCCACAGGCUGGGCCAGACCAAGCAGGUCACCGUGUACCGCCUCAUCUGUCAGGGCUCCAUCGAGGAGAGGAUCCUGCAGCGGGCCAAGGAGAAGAGCGAGAUCCAACGGGUGGUGAUCUCUGGAGGCAACUUCAAACCAGACACGCUGAAACCCAAAGAGGUGGUCGGCCUGCUGUUGGACAACGACGAGCUGGAGAAGAAACUGCGCCAGAGACAGGACGAGAAGAGGGAGCUGGAGGAGUGCAGCAAAGUGAAGGAGCGCAAGAGGAAGAGGGACAAGUACGCCGAGAAGCAGAAGAAGAACAACGAGGAGUGCGAGACCAAGAAGAAGAAGGAGGUGAACCUGGUCAUCUCGCACGCCACCUCGGCGGACAACUCCAACCUCUCCGCCGACGGAGACGACUCCUUCGUCAGCGUGGAGAUGGACUCGGCCAUGCCCAGUCCCUUCAGUGAGAUCUCCCUGAGCAGCGAGCUGCAGCCCGGCUCGUUGCCGCCGGACGCCGACGCCGACGAGAGCAGCAGCGACAUGCUGGUCAUCGUGGACGACCCCGUGUCCUCGGCGCCGCAGUCUCGCGCCACCAACUCCCCGUCCUCCGUGUCGGGGUCCGUCUCCGACAACAUGAACGGCGUUUCGGCCUCGGAAACCAUCAGCCCCGGCAGAGGCCGGUCCGGGCGGAGCCGGGGGCGGCCCAAAGGAUCCGGGGGCGGGUCAAAGUCGGGAGGGAAAGGGCGCGGCCGCAAGUCGACGGCGGGCAGCGCGGCGGCCAUGGCGGGAGCGAUGGCCGGCGCGGCGGCUGCCUCCGCGGCGGUGUACGCCACGUACGGCUACAGCGUCUCCAAAGCAGGCCUCGCCGUGGCGUCCAGCCCCCUGCAGCCUUCCCUGGGCCGGUCCGGCACCAGCCCCGCCUUCAACCCCAGCAGGAGCUCCUCCCCCCAGGCCAAAGGAGGCGGCGCCACGCCGAGCCCCCACAAGCAGCUGGCCCACCACCACCACAGCGGCCACGGCGCGGUCAGGAAGGGCCGAUGAUGCACACACACACACACAGAUAACUGACCUCCUCUCACUGUGAUCCCCACAGACGCCCUAUGCCUGAACCAAUAGGGACUACCGUAUCAUAUAUAUAUAUAUAUAUACAUAUAUACACACAACAGGCUCACUACCUGGAGGACCGAGCUGCGUCUGCUGCCUCAACAACUAAAACGACCCUCUUCUCACACACACACAAUCACUUAAAGGUACAGUCCCCUCCAGCCUCCACAACUUUAUUUCACCGCGUCCGGAGACAGUGGACAAAAAUCCGCCUUUUGAGUAACUUUUGAGAGUCCUCGCAGGCACGUUGUUGUUGUUGUUGUCGUUGUCGAGAAGACAAAGACCGUACCUGUACCCGAAGGUGCACCGACACGCGGAGCUUCAAGGGCUUUGAGAUGCGUCGGCAGUUUUUCGGGAGGCAAAAGAAGUCGCCGUCGAAUGCACUGAGCCUCGUCUUCCGGCUUUUUUUCUUCUUCUUUUCUUCCCCGUGUUGUUGAUUCUCACGCGUUAUUCGGUUAUUUAAUUGUCGCGUCGACGCGCUCAGCGCAAACCCGGCGGACGCUCUCUCCGUGCCGCGGAGCUGUGAGCGCGUAGCCGACCCACACUUUCACCAAACUACACGUCGACAGCUUUUCUACUAAAGCGCCUAUUUUUGUAAGAGAGGAUGAUGCGCGUGAGUGCACACACACACACACACACACCACGCACGCACGCACGCACCACAAUAUGGCAGGUCUUAACACUUUUGAAAAUUCUUUUUGUCCAUCAAAAUGUUUUUUCCCGUACAGACGGAAAAGAAAAAUCGGUGAUACACACACACACACACACAUAUUAUUAUUUUUUUUGUCCAAUGGGAAAAUGAACGAGUGGAUGGUGUGAAAAUCGUAUUCCAGAAAAAACGAGGAGUACUGGUUGAUCCGGCAAAUGCUGCUAACGGUAAAAAAAAAUUGAAUUCACUUCUUUGGUUUGUCUUUAUUUAACUUAUUUGAGUUUAUGUUUAGAAAAAUGAAAAGAGAGGGGGAAUUCGUGAUCGUUGGCGAAUGGAGGGGGGGGGGGGGGGUAUUCACCUGUAAAACUGUGUACAUUGUCCUGAAGCCAUUUUUUUAUUUUAUAUUCAGAAAUUGCGUUUUUCUUCUUCUCCUCCUGUGCGACGAGGAGGAGUCUCCGGUUCUCCGGUUCUCUGUGACGUCGUUGAUGUUUUAGGAAAAGUUUGCAUCGGUGUCCCGCGUGGAGCGCGACACAUCUGUUCUAGGCUGGUUUGUUUUGUGUUAAUAGUGUGAUUAAAAAUGGAUGUUCUAUAUUGCUGUACAUAAUGACGACGACGAUGAUGACGAUGAUGAGGGCGACGUUCCCUUUUGGCUUUUCCCUCAUUUGCCUGUCUAUUUUUAUAUGUCACGUGUACAUAUGAAGAAAUGCGUCUGCCAUUUUACUAACAGGAGGAGCCAACGGAAAAUAAAAAGAGUGCUGAAUCGGC